Molecule: messenger RNA, 1227 nt
Organism: Striga asiatica
Lineage: Eukaryota; Viridiplantae; Streptophyta; Magnoliopsida; Lamiales; Orobanchaceae
Source: the annotation of a GenBank genome assembly
GGGACAAAGCUUUUUUUUCCCUCUCUAUAGGGUUUGCAGAGAGAACUGUUACUCAACGCCACGUACACGAAGCCUGAUAUCUUAGUCUCGCGAACAAUGGCUUUUUGGGGCGUCGAGGUAAAACCUGGGAAGCCAAUCACUCACUAUUGCGAAAAGGCUAGAGGAAGGCUUCGAAUUUCUCAGGCAACUCUUGCAAUUGGUGAUGCUACAGUGAGAUCCACAGUGCAGUGUAAUGUAGGUAGAAGGAGUCCUGUCUUGCUCUGUGUGUUGAUGCCUGAAAAAACGGAGUCUUGCCAUUUAGAAUUGGAAUUCGAGGAGGAUGACGAUGUAGUGUUUUCUGUUAUUGGCCCACGAAGUGUGUACCUCAGUGGUUAUUACGUCCAGAAACUUCAAGGCGCAUGUCCGCCCAAUGAUUUGUCGGUGAAAAAUCAAAAUUCAGAAAGGAAAAGGAAAAGGAAAAGGCACUCAAAAAAGAACUUGAAAAUAAAAAAGCGCUCAAAAACGGAGGAGAAAACCCACACCAUUCAAGCAGCCAAGGAUAACAACACUGUUCUUGCAAAGGAUAAUGUGCACGCGGUUGAGGCCUUCACUAAUAUUGGAAAUUCCAAUGAUGAUCUAACAAAGAAGAGAAAGAGUGAACUGCAGCUGGAAGGAAUAAGUGUAAAAGGAACUGACAAUCAAUGUGGUUUACACCAUGCUGAAAACCAGACUCAAGAACAACUGGUGGGGUUAGAAGAAAUUCAUACAGAAGAAAUUGGUGAAAAAUAUCAGGAGAUGCCAGUUGACAGCUCUAGGAAUGAUUUUCAAAAGGAAAGGGGAGAAAACCAAGAGCUACAGAUUGAUAAGUCAAGUGCAGAUACAGGGCCAAGUCUAAAACAAACCAUAUUAAAGGGGGGGUUAAUCGUUGAGGAAUUAAAAAGUGGACCACCUAAUGCUAAAGUAGCUGCACCUGGUAAAAAGGUCAAAAUUUAUUACACGGCCAUGGUGAAGGAAACAGGGCAUGUUUUUGAUUCGAAUGUUGGUAAAGAUGCUCUGUGUUUUUGGUUGGGCGAUGAACAAUUCAUUGAUGGUUGGAAUGUUGGCAUAGAUGGUAUGCGUGUUGGGGAAAAAAGGAGGCUUAUCGUCCCACCUUCAAUGGGGUCUCAACUGACGGCCCAACCCGGAGGGUUAUCGGGCCCAAUAUAUUGGAUUGGAAUUGACAUGGAAAAAUACGAUUUCGAUUCCUAA